Molecule: messenger RNA, 942 nt
Organism: Orycteropus afer afer
Lineage: Eukaryota; Metazoa; Chordata; Mammalia; Tubulidentata; Orycteropodidae
Product: olfactory receptor 145-like
Biological process (GO): sensory perception of smell; G protein-coupled receptor signaling pathway
Cellular component (GO): membrane
Molecular function (GO): odorant binding; olfactory receptor activity; G protein-coupled receptor activity
Source: RefSeq, a predicted model, not a curated record
AUGGACUUUGGAAACAGUUCCUUAGUGACUGAGUUUAUCCUUAUAGGUUUAACAGAAUAUCCAAAGAUCCAACUUCCCCUCUUCUUCUUCUUCCUAGGAAUCUACAUUGUCACUGUGGCAGGUAACCUGGGAUUGAUCACUCUAAUUGGACUGAACUCUCACCUUCACACUCCUAUGUACUACUUCCUCUUUAAUUUAUCCUUUAUUGAUCUCUGUUACUCUUCUGCCAUCACCCCAAAACUGCUGGUAAACUUUGUAUCAAAGAUAAACACCAUCUCAUACUCAGGGUGCAUGACUCAGCUCUUUUUCUAUUGCUUCUUUGUGAAUGCUGAGUGUUAUGUGCUGACAGUGAUGGCCUAUGAUCGUUAUGUGGCCAUCUGCAAGCCACUGCUCUACACAGUUACCAUGUCCCUUCAGGCCUGUUCUCUGCUGGCUCUGAUUGUAUAUGUGGGGGCCUUUGUUGUUGCUUGGGCUCACACUGGAUGCAUGCUGAGGCUGACCUUCUGUGAUGCUAACACCAUCAACCAUUAUAUGUGUGAUAUCCUCCCCCUGCUAGAGCUCUCCUGCACCAGCACUGAAGUCAAUGAACUAGUGGUUUACGCUGUUGUAGGCUUUGAUGUUGCUGUACCCAGCCUCACCAUCAUUGUCUCUUACACUUUCAUUCUUUCCAGUAUCAUCAACAUUAACUCCAGGGAAGGAAGGUCCAAAGCUUUCAUCACUUGCAGCUCACAUUUAAUUGCUGUUUGUGUAUUCUUUGGAUCAGGGGCAUACAUGUACCUCCAUCCUUCUUCUAUUUUGUCCAUGAACCAGGGAAAAGUGUCCACUGUGUUCUAUACCAUUGUCAUGCCCAUGCUCAAUCCUCUGAUCUAUAGCUUCAGGAACAAGGACGUUAAAUUUGCCUUGAAAAAAAGCUUGGGUAGAAAAACAAUUUCCCUGAGCUGA